Molecule: messenger RNA, 585 nt
Organism: Closterium sp. Naga37s-1
Lineage: Eukaryota; Viridiplantae; Streptophyta; Zygnematophyceae; Desmidiales; Closteriaceae
Source: the annotation of a GenBank genome assembly
AUGCCGCGUUCCGUGGAGGCCCUUUCGGACUUCGCCAACUACCUGACACGUGGCGUGCAGCGACGGGUGGAGAUGAUGGUGGCAUACAAGGUGGAGGCCAAGCUGGACAGAUACAUCCCCGACGGAUUCUCAUACACAGACGCCAUCAAGAUGCAGAUUGCAAUCUACAUCGCUAAGGGGCUCGUCGCCCCGUACUUCCCCCCAGAAGACCCUGAGGAGGAGGCUCGGGAGGCAGCGGAGGAGGCUCGGAAAGCAGAAGAGGAGGCUCGGAAGAGGCUCGAGGAGGAGAAGCGGAGGCAGCAGGAGGAGGGGCAGGAGAGCAGCAGUUUCUGGAGCCUGUUUUCAUGGGAUGAUGGGGAGGAGGAGGAGCAGGUGAAGGAAGAGAAGAAGGAGGCUGAGUCUUACCUCAUGAGCUUCUUCCACAAGAAAGUGGAGGAGAAGUCAGAGGCGGCGCAGGCAGAGGCAGAGAGGAUCGUGGCGGCGCGAUACGCACAGAAGAAGGCCGAAGCAGAGGAUACGGCGAAGGAGGAGGAAGAGGAGCAGGGCGUGCUUGCCACAAUCGGCAACUUCUUCAGCUCCACCUAG